AUGUCUUUAUCAAAACCUGUCGUGAAGAGAAAAGUUAGCGAUGAGCACAGACAAUUUCAGGAGAAGUGGGAGCUGCAAUAUUUUUUUGUUGAGCACAGGGGCAUUCCAACGUGUCUAAUAUGCUCGGAAAAAGUUGCGGUGCACAAGGAGUAUAACAUUAAACGUCAUUACUCAACAAAACACGCCGAGGAGUAUGCAAAGUACCUGGGAGAUGAGCGAGAGGACCGGGUCGCCAAACUUAAAACAUGUCUUCUGAGGCAACAAGAUUUUUUCAAGAAAGCCAAGAAAAAGAGUGAAGCGGCUCUCAAAGCUAGCUACGUGGUGAGUGAGAUGAUCGCUAAAGCAGGAAAGCCGUUCAAAGACGGUGAGUUCAUCAAACAAUGCAUGUUACAGGCUGCCAGUAUAGUCUGCCCGGAAAAAAAGGCUCAGUUUAGUAACAUCAGCUUUUCAGCCAACACAGUGGCAGAGCGCAUUUCUGACAUGUCAGAUAACAUUUAUGAUCAACUGCGUGAGAAAGCUAAACAUUUCCAUUCUUACUCACUCGCUCUUGAUGAGAGCACAGACGUCACUGACACGGCGCAGCUUGCAAUAUAUGUCCGUGGUGUUGAUAACAAUUUUGAAGUUACGGAGGAGUUGCUCACAGUGAUUGCAAUGCAUGGCCAGACCACCGGUCAGGAGAUAUUCCGCCAGCUGUGUGAUUGCAUUGGGGAUGCCGGCUUACAAUGGAAGUGUUUGGCUGGAAUAACUACAGAUGGGGCGCCAUCAAUGACAGGGAGGAAAAACGGACUUGUAGCACAUGUUCGAAGAAAACUGGAAGAGGAGGGUGUGGAAGAUGCCAUUGCUCUGCACUGCAUUAUCCAUCAGCAGGCCCUAUGCAGCAAAAUCUUAAAGUUUGACAAUGUGAUGUCUGACGUCGUGAAAUUCAUCAACCAUAUCAGAUCCAGGGCUUUAAAGCACCGGCAGUUCCGUGACUUUUUGGUUGAAAUAGAGUCAGAAUAUGAGGACGUGCUCUCCUUUACCGAGCGUUUUUUUGUGAUGCGGCCCAGCCUCACCCAGACUCUACCUCCAGCGGCCCCUAGAAGGCCGUGUGCACCGGGCGCCAUGAGCGGGGGUCAGCCGGGCGCCAUGAGCUGGGGUCAGCCGGGCGCCAUGAGCUGGGGUCAGCCCGUCCGGCACAAAGACAAUCUGCAUUCAUCACAUCUGUAUUCUUCCUUCACCCUAAAUGUGGAGCAGUGGUUAAGACGAGCUCCAGGGGCCGAGGUGUGA
Knipowitschia caucasica is the source of this 1266-nucleotide messenger RNA. The record is from the annotation of a GenBank genome assembly. Lineage: Eukaryota; Metazoa; Chordata; Actinopteri; Gobiiformes; Gobiidae.